CAGCAGCUCAAGACCAUGUACGACGAAGGCCAACUGACCGACAUCGUCGUGGAGGUGGACCACGGCAAGACCUUCUCCUGCCACCGCAACGUGCUGGCGGCCAUCAGUCCCUACUUCAGAUCAAUGUUCACUAGCGGCCUUACUGAGAGUACCCAGAAAGAAGUGCGUAUAGUAGGCGUUGAAGCUGAGUCAAUGAAUUUAGUAUUGAACUAUGCAUAUACCUCCAGAGUCGUACUCACCGAGGCCAAUGUCCAAGCUUUGUUCACUGCGGCAAGCAUCUUCCAGAUCCCUUCCAUACAGGACCAGUGUGCUAAUUAUAUGAUAAGUCAUUUGGAUCCACAAAACUCUAUUGGGGUUUUCAUCUUUGCUGAUCACUAUGGUCAUCAGGAGCUAAAAGACCGAUCACAAGAGUACAUUCGUAAAAAGUUUCUAUGUGUCACCAAAGAACAAGAGUUUCUCCAUUUAAGGAAAGACCAACUCAUCAGUAUACUGGACAGUGAUGACUUAAAUGUCGACAAAGAAGAGCACGUUUAUGACAGUAUCAUCAGGUGGUUUGAACAUGAACGCGAGAGAAGAGAAGCACACCUUCCAGAAAUAUUUGCCAAGUGCAUCCGUAUGCCUCUGAUGGAAGAUACCUUUGUUGAGAAAAUUCCUCCCAUGUUCGCAGAGGCCAUCGUCCAGAAGGGGCCGUGUAGUGCCAAUGGCUACACGCAGAGGCUCGGGAUGACUGCGUCGGAAAUGAUCAUAUGUUUUGAUGCUGCCCACAAACACUCAGGAAAGAAGCAAACAGUGCCUUGUCUCGAUAUAGUCACAGGGAGAGUGUUUAAACUAUGCAAACCACCCAAUGACCUGAGAGAGGUGGGAAUUCUCGUGUCCCCAGAUAAUGACAUUUAUAUCGCAGGAGGCUAUAGGCCAAGCAGCAGUGAAGUUUCCAUCGACCACAAGGCAGAGAGUGACUUCUGGAUGUACGAUCAUGCUACAAAUAGAUGGCUACCCAAAGCUCCUUUACUUCGAGCCAGAAUAGGCUGUAAGCUGGUUCAUUGCUGUGGGAAACUCUAUGCAAUAGGUGGGCGUGUUUAUGAAGGCGAUGGGAGGAACCCCCUAAAAUCUGUGGAGUGUUAUGACGGCAGAGAUAACUGUUGGACAGCUGUUAGCCCAAUGCCUGUAGCAAUGGAGUUCCACAGUGCUGUGGAGUAUAAAGAAAACAUCUAUGUUUUACAGGGAGAAUCUUUCCUCUGCUAUGAUCCUCAGAAAGACUACUGGGGCUUUUUAACACCUAUGACUGUGCCUAGAACCCAGGGCUUAGCAGCUGUAUAUAAUGACUCUAUCUACUACAUAGCUGGAACCUGUGGAAAUCAUCAGCGUAUGUUUACCGUGGAGGCCUAUGAUAUUGAGCUAAACAAAUGGACUUGCAAGAAAGAUUUUCCGUGUGAUCAGUCCAUCAAUCCAUAUCUUAAACUCGUACUUCUCAAUAAUAAACUCCACUUAUUUGUUAGAGCAACUCAAGUAACUGUUGAAGAGCAUGUCUUCAGGACCAGCAGAAAAAAUUCACUUUACCAAUAUGAUGAGAGUACUGACCAAUGGAAGAAAGUCUAUGAGACUCCAGAUCGUCUCUGGGAUCUUGGUCGUCAUUUCGAAUGUGCCGUUGCUAAACUGUAUCCCCAAUGUCUUCAGAAAGUACUUUAAUGGGUAAUAGGCCUUAGUAUUUGAGUAGCAACUAAAACUUGAGGUGACAUGUCUUACAAUAAAACAAAGGCAUUCUGUCAGUAUUUAAUGUAAGCUGAAAGAGUUGUGUACGUCAUGGGGAUGGGUGCUCUUAAAGAUUGCAAUGUGGGGAGGGAUUUGCUCUCAUACUUGUGAUGUUUUCAGUUCAGCAAGGGGACGGUGACAAAGUGCAAUUAUCAGCAUUUUUUCUGAUAUAAAUUUAAUCAUGUCAUUCUAGAGGGUUUCUGUGAUUAAAAGCAACUAAGAUGUCAGAAGAACCAAGACAACUAUGCACUACUGCAGAGGCUUGGCUAGCAUUACUGGAUAUGGAUGUCCAAACUGGUUUGAAGUGACUUUCUUUUAAAUACGGGUAAAAAUUUGAGGCAAUAUCACUAGGUCUUUACUUUAGCUGUGACUUAACCAACAUAGAGGAACACUACAGUAGGUCCUGAUUCUUAAUAUUUAUACAUUUUUAUGUAUGCUAUUUCAAGUGUACUGAGAUAUUUGUUAUAUAUUCAGCUGUUACAAUAAGUUUUGAGAAAAUAUUAAUCUCAGAAAAAAAAAAAAGGUGUUUGGGGUAAUUGUUUAACAUUUCCUAUGUGGCUUUAAGUCAACCUGAUGAUAAAAAUGAGCAAUUUUCUGGCGACAAAAUGUUUUCAAGUGCUAACACUUGUC
This is a messenger RNA of Gracilinanus agilis (Agile Gracile Mouse Opossum), 2379 nucleotides long. It is a transcript of the gene KBTBD8, whose product is annotated as kelch repeat and BTB domain containing 8. The record is from RefSeq and is a predicted model, not a curated record. Lineage: Eukaryota; Metazoa; Chordata; Mammalia; Didelphimorphia; Didelphidae. The coding region runs from base 16 to 1686 and encodes 556 amino acids. Gene Ontology annotation, molecular function: protein binding. The transcript has 3 exons.